Linum trigynum is the source of this 276-nucleotide messenger RNA. The record is from the annotation of a GenBank genome assembly. Lineage: Eukaryota; Viridiplantae; Streptophyta; Magnoliopsida; Malpighiales; Linaceae.
AUGGUGUCAGCAGCGUGUACCUCGAUCGUAUCUCCCGUCGGCGAAAGCCCCAGAUUUGUUGGCGCCGGCGGCUUGUCAACCUGCAUCCCAGCGAGCAGGUCCCCUGUGGAUGCCUUCGGAGGAUUAUCCCCUGCCCCUGUCGACGUUGUGACCUCUGUAAAAAGUUGGCAGUUGUCCGGCGGGCGCCCCGAAGGGAUCGAGCUGUCCGCCGGCAUCGCAAUCAGAGAAGAGCUCAUCGCAAUCAGAGAAGGCCAUAUAUCGCCAAUACAUACUUAA